This is a messenger RNA of Dovyalis caffra, 408 nucleotides long. Lineage: Eukaryota; Viridiplantae; Streptophyta; Magnoliopsida; Malpighiales; Salicaceae. The record is from the annotation of a GenBank genome assembly.
AUGGGUGAAGGGGAUCUGCGACGUCGAACGGGUGAAGGGGAUCUGCGACGUCGAACGGGUGAAGGGGAUCUGCGGCGUCGAAUGGGUGAAGGGGAUCUGCGGCGUCGAACAGGUGAAGGGGAUCUAUCAUGCAAGGGUGAAGGUGACCUGCGCCGAAAGGGAGAGCGCAAUCUACGUCGUAGGGGGGAUGGUGACCUGCGUCUUGAAGGAGAUCUAGACUUAUGUCUGGCGUAUGAUGAUCUCCUCCGAGGUGGGGAGAGAGGAUCUCUGGGUGAAUGCCUUCGACGAGGAGUAAUUGAGCGCCUUCUGGGUGAGCGAUAUGCUCUAUCAGAAGAUAUGGAGCGCCGCCCUCGUGCUUCAGGUGAUCUAGAUGCACUUGAUUUCUGCCUGUCAUUGAGGUAUGCAUAA